GUCUGUGUGUGCGUGCGUGUGGGCUCACGCGUCACCAUCCAAAAUGCUUCUGAGCCGCAGCUCGGCAUAGUAGCCCCACACGGCCGAUGGCUUGAUGAUCUGCCUGAUCUCCCUCCCCCUCACGCAUCGACAGAAACGCCUCACGCUCAUACUCGUCCAGCUCAGACACGCGCUCCGACACCUCCCGGCCCUGAAUUGUCACCCCUGUCUGAUCGUCGGUAUGGAACCCAUCAGGCCACAGACUCUCGUCGUACUCGAUGCGCUGGUCGAGCGUCGGCACGUUGCCCGUGCCCUCCACCAACACCUUAUGACGCGCGCCAGAUGGACAGAGCGUGAAGCCCUGCUCGUCCUGCCGCUGCUGAGAGCCGCCACUCGGCACACCACCUGCACACAUGCACCCACCGUGUGUGCGGCGAUACGUGUCUGUGUAUGUCCGUUCCUCUGUCCGUACCAUCUUGCUGCUGCUGCUGGUGGUGGUGGUGGUAGUGGUGCUGCUGGCCGAACACGAACGGCGCCACCUGCCCCAGGACGACACGGGCCAGCUGGGUGGUCAGGGGGAAGCGGUCCUUGAAGGGCGCAUCACGACUCACACCAGACGCCGGUGGCUCGGUCGUCUUGACCUCUACAGUCACUGCAAUCACUGAAUGAGAGAGAGUAAGAAAGAGCGGCAAGAAGCGCUCCUUUCUUACCGUUGUGGAGGGAUAUUCGCCACCCCUCCCCCACCCGUCCAAACUCCACGUCAGAGUCCCUCCCGAUGUAAAUCCACGCCACGAAGGGGUGGCUGCUGUCAGUGAGCACCAGCCAUCGCUCAUUCGCAUGGUCGCCGGGGGUGGUGGUCGCCACAGUGCACCCCUCCACAGAUGUUUGGGGCGACUGGGUCAGCAGGGCAUCCAGACGGCCGCCACCGACACGACUGACCGAUCCAAGAAAACACACACAUCAAAGAAGACGCAGCAUAUCCCAGCUCCCUGGUCAUCCUGUCUGUCACCUGUCGAGGAUCUUCUCUGCUGUGCGAUGCAUCCGGUGAGUCUUCUCGAAGUAGGUGAGGAUCUUGUUCGUGGCAAACGCCGACACCGACGCAAUGGGGGCCUGCCCCCAUCCAGAACCCCCCACCCAUCUGCUGCUCCUCGUGGAGUAUACGAUGUCGCCAUACGCUGGGGGGUCGUGCUCGAGUGUGUGCUGCCGACCCGCCGGACCCGGUCGGCCGAUGGACAGUUUGAAGGCGGGCUCGUCAUUGAUGACCCGCACCUGAUCGCCGUGGCGGAACAGCUGGAGCCGGCUGCCGUCGCUGAACUGCACAUGACGGCCAACCAUCAUCAGCUGCGCCACUACUGGAGCAACCGACGCCUGCACCCACCCCACCCCCCCACCCACCAACACACACGCAGAGAGAGCAAGAGAGAGAAAUUAGGCCAUCUUUCACCUCCCGCCCUUAGGUGUUCUCACCUUGUUGGCCUCGUAGGCCUUGAGGUCGUCAGCAGUGGGUUUGAUGGGCAGGUUGCAGUAGCCGCAGUUCUGUGCCACCUGCACCAUGCCGUUGACCUCGGCCCACGAGUGGCCCUCCUGCAUGAUGCGCAGCGCCCGCCGCUGGUCCUCCUUACUCAGCCCCACGAACUCGACCACACCAGUGAGGCCCUUGUUGUCGAUGGCCUUGAGCAGCUGACAGAGUAGGAGGCAAAGACGGUGACUCCGUGUUGGUCCUGCUGGUGUGCGUUGUCUGACCUGCUGGGCCACAUCGCCGCUCGGCUGAGGACCAUUCGCCAAACCACCUGCACACAGGCAGGGCCACCACACAGACAGAUCUCGUUGUGUGUGUGGCUGAUGGGUGUUUCGACACUGUCGGCACCUACCAGCAGCACUGUCGUCCAGCCGGGGAUGCUUGCCGCCUCCCGUGGCCGCCUGCAGACACAUGAACAGAUAGAUGGAAGCAUCCAAACAGCCCCACCCCGCCCCUCGGCGUCAAUCUUCGCUCACCGAGCCUGACUGCCCAUCACCCGGGGCGCUUCUUUUCCUGUCCGACAUCUCGCUCGGGGGGGAUGCACCGACAGAAACGCCUCACAGGCUCACAGAUCUGCCACCGUGCAGGCACACGCGCACAGAUGUGUGUGUGUGUGUUUAAAGUCUUGACGCUUACGUCUACGGAACAGAGAAUCUGAGGCGUACACCCACUGCGCGGGGCCCCAGGCCCUCC
Messenger RNA from Vitrella brassicaformis, 2191 nucleotides. The record is from the annotation of a GenBank genome assembly. Lineage: Eukaryota; Vitrellaceae.